This is a messenger RNA of Symbiodinium sp. CCMP2592, 1377 nucleotides long. Lineage: Eukaryota; Dinophyceae; Suessiales; Symbiodiniaceae. The record is from the annotation of a GenBank genome assembly.
AUGUCUCGGCUUGGCUUGCUGCUUCCCGUUCCGGACUUCGUGCACCUCGGUCUGAUCCUGCCUCUGCAAGGCUUUUGCCGGCUAGGGCCGACUCCUCCCGCAUCUGGCUUGGCGAGGUCGGGCAGCUUGACGUUGGUGCCAGACUAUGUCCUCAUGGGCUCGCCGCUCUCUCCCAGGAGUCUUGUUUGUUUUGGCCUAUCGACCUUGGUUUAUGGCGUGGCAUGGCUUGGUCUCACACCGCCGGCCUUGGACCACUGCAAUACCGGUUUUCUGCCAUCAUUGCGCAGCUCCUACUGCACGGGCCUUUCGCCUUUGCCCUCUGGCGUCGCAAGGCCUGGCCUCAGCUCAUUCGUUUUGGAUUUCGUCCUGUCCGAUUCCCCUCUGUUCCUGAGAAGUUCCAUGCGGCCUGGUCUUGCUCUCCUGGUUUUCGGACUGACUUGCUCGGGGCCUUUCCCUUUGGCCCCGGACUUUCUCCAUCUCGAAUUUGCAUUGCUUUCAAGGACUUUCUGUUGCAUGGGCCCUGCCACGUUCGUCUAUGGCCUGACUCGCAUGGGACUCUCCACCUCAGCCCCAGAUCCCGUAAAUCUUGGCUCGUUGGCUUCGGCUCGCACGCUUGCUCGACCUGGCCUUACGAUGCUGGUUUUCGGAGUUGCGUGCCCAGGCAGUCUGCCGUCCACAUCGGACUCUGCCAUGACGGGUUCUCUGCUGUCCCCGCAAGGCCUCUUCUGCCCUGGUAGUGCUCUCUUUGCUUAUGGCAUCAGCCGUCUGGGGCUGCCAACGCUUGUGCCAGACCUUGCUGAAACUGGCUUCGCAAUGCCGCUGCAUGGUUUCUUCCGUUGCGGCCUGACACUGCCGGCUUUCGGAAUCACGUGGUCAGAGUCCUCCUUGCCAGUACCCGACCCUGCACACCCAGAAAGCCUGUUGUCGCUGCACACGCACAUCCACAUUGGCUCCAGCCUCUCGGUGUUCGGCCUGGCUCGUUCGGGGUUGCUACUGCUGGUGCUGGACCCUGUCCAAGUCGAUCCGCUUCUGCUAACCCGUAGCUUUGCUCACCUUGAGCCUUCGCUGCCCCUCUCCGGCCUGUCUCAGCUAGGAUUCCCGAUGCCAACCCCGGACUCUGUCAGCCUCGAGAGUACUCCGUUCCUUCAAAGUUCUGUGCGACUUGGUCCUGCGCUGUCUGCCUAUGGCAUGAUGCGGCCUGGCAGUAUGCCACCUACCCCGGACUUUGUGCAUCCCGGCCCGACCUUGUUCUUGAGGACCUUUGCACGUGCAGGCCCUCUUCCGUCGGCAUAUGGCGUCUCUUGCCCUGGGCCGCUGCUGCCUGUUUUGGACCUUGUGGGUAUUGGCUCUUCCAUGCUCCCGCGAAGCAACAUCUGA